GUUCGCAGUUCCAAAGAGCACUAUUAUGAAGGCAGCCAACGCUUUGCAAGAUAACCUAAUUGAUACAGAGAAGAGAAGGGAACAAGUUGGAUUUCUGUUUCUGACUUCACGGUUUGAAAGCACACGUUAAGUUGGCACAACUAUGACUGCAGAAAUUUGGGACGUUAUUAUUGUUGGCGCUGGACUAUCUGGUCUGAGUGCAGCUCAUUUGCUCAGGAAAAGGAAUGCCAAGUUGAAAAUACUGAUACUGGAAGGAAAAGAUCGGGUGGGAGGUCGCACAGUGUCCACUGAAAUACCAGCAGCCAGUGGUGUUGAUCACUGGGACAUGGGAGGGCAGUGGGUAGGAAGCACCCAAACACAUAUCUUGGAGCUCAUAAAGGAGCUGGGCUUAGAGACCUUCCCCCAAUUCAAUGUUGGCAAGAAGGUGCACCACAUGGGAGGACCAGGUGCCAAAGUUCGCACCUACAGAACCAGUAUCCCUGCUCUAUCCCCAGUGGUGCUAAUGGACCUCACCCAGAUUCUGUGGAAGAUUGGCAGAUUGUGUGCCACAGUGUGCGUCGAGGAUCCUUCAAGGACUCCCAAUGCGGUUGAACUGGACAGCAUGACCCUGCACUCGUACAUCGAGCAACACGCUUGGACUGCAGAACUAAAAGAGGAGAUGGGACUGUGUAGCAGGUCUGUCUUUGGCAUGGAGCCAUCCCAGAUGUCCUUCCUAUUCUUCCUCAUGUAUGCUGCAGCAGCUGGAGGGGUACUGCAACUGCUGGAGAGUGCUCCAGGUUCAGCUCAAGAGCUCAAGAUAAAGGGAGGCACCCAACAGCUUUCACAGUGUCUGGCAGACCGUGUUGGGUGGAAGAAUGUCCGGCUGGGUUCUGCUGUGACGGCCAUAUGGCAGGAUGCUGAGUGGGCCAAGGUGACAACCACCACCAACACCUUCUUGUGCAGAGCUGUGAUUGUCACCAGCCCCCCUCACUUGGCAGCAAAGAUCCACUACCAGCCAGCCCUGCCCAGCCAGAGAGAAUUUCUUACGCAGAACAUGCCUGUGGGCCACAUGAUAAAAUUCAUUAUUACCUACCAGACGGCUUUUUGGAAGGAGAAGGGCUUCUCUGGAGAAAUAGUGGCAGGAUCCUCCAGUGAGUGUCCAUUCUGCGUUACAUUUGAUGCCACCAGCCCCAGCGGUAAUGCUGCUUUGGUAGGCUUCAUUGCCGCCCAGCAGGCUUCUCGAUGGAGCUCCGAGGAGGGUGGGGAGAGAAGAAAAGCUGUGUUUUCCAGUCUGGUCAAAUACCUAGGUCCUGAAGCUGCAUCUUUCCUCCACUAUGAAGAGAAAGACUGGGCUAAGGAGGACUACAGCGGGGGCUGCCCUGUUAAUGUCAUGGCACCAGGUCUGCUAACAUAUUACCACCCCAGCCUGAGGAAGCCCUGUGGCAGGAUCCACUGGGCAGGCACAGAGACAGCCACCCUGUGGUGUGGGUACAUGAGUGGUGCUGUACAAGCUGGUCAGCGAGCAGCUCUGGAAGUACUGGCUGAACUCUGCCCCAUGGCCCUGACCCAGGAGGAGCAGGAAGCAAUGCAGCACAGCCAAACUAUCAAGGGUGCUGCCAAGCAAACAGCAUCAUCCAAACUUGUGUACCAGUUCACAAAAAAGACUAUGGUCAUAGCAACACUGGCAAUAGGUGCAGCUCUCUUGCUGGCUCAGAAUCAAAAUGCAUUGCUAAAGGUCAAAACUUACUUGACGAAGGGAUUUUAAAACAACCAGACACAAUAUUUUCCUACUGUAACAGACCUGGAAAACAGGUGUGCAAUUCACCCGUUUUGGUUUUGAUUUAGACAGAAAGGUUUUGCUAGGGCUCCAAAAUAAAAAACGUUCUGCCUACUGAUACCUGACCUUUUUUGUUUUUGUUUUCACAUACUGCAUAUUUCACAGCAAAGUUUGAAAGUUAAAGUCAAUAACAAUAUUUUCAUUAGGCCUAUAUUGUAUUGUACUAUUGGUAAAUUGUGGCAUUGGUCAAUAGGUUAUAUCAAAAUUACUCUAUAUUGACUUAGAGUGUGCAGAUAAAUGACAAAGUGCUCUUUAAGCAUUUGAGGUAUGUUCUCUGCCAUGUUGUUUCUUACGGUACAAUUAUAUUGGGGUAUAACAUAAUUUAAAUUAUGAGUUGUUGAUUUACAUUAACAUUUAUUUUUCGUUUUAAUACAAUUAUUUUUAUUAGGGACCCUCACUUUCAUUUUUUUUUUAUCAUUUGCUCAUAAAAGAUUAUAAGAAUUCUUUUCUGUAGCAAUAUCUACAGAAAUCCACUAGAGAUAUUUGCACCUCAUGUCAUUUGCCUUUUCAACAUUGACAAUUGUGUCCAUAAAAUAGGAUGUGCUUUGAAGCUUAGGGCUUCACAGCAACCAUGUUGAAACCACUUUCCAGUGAGAAAAUGGAGCUUUCAUACAGCAUGCCUUACAUUGUUUCCCAGAGAGCCAUAAAACCUGCCUGAGAGGCUUGGAGCACAGCCACACAUGCGUCUGUGCGCCCACAAAGCCACCAACAGACAUUCGAAUGAGCAUAAGAUGGAUGAACCAGUCACAUAAUGACAACGUCCCACAGAAAGUGAUUUAAUCGCCAUCACUUGAUUGCACAGUCGAUUGUCAGUCCCCAUGUCUCUCCUGGAGUAUCUCAAACGCCCAUUGAUCAUUGGAUGGUAGUCUGUGACUCCAUUGGCGCCAUGGCUUGUUAUUUGGCUUUGUUGCACUGGAUAUACUGCCUGUUCUCUCCAGUUUCAUUUAAGCCAAUACAGGCUGAGUCUAGAGUCUAGUCUUACCCUGAUCUGUGACCGAUGGAGGAGCAUCUUGGCGGAAGGGAUUUAAAUCUUUAACUGAAAAUGUCUGGGAAAAGAAAGUCUUAAGUGUGGGUGCACUUUGAAAUCGUAAAAGAUGAUGCAAAGUAAGAUGCAAGUUGUGUGCCACCGCCCGAUACAGGAGCACAGAAGUAAAAGUAGUCAAGGGCCCACGCAGCAGGACAGACGUUUGCUCUGUGCGCUCCGCUUUUCGUCACCGAGGGUGCAUGCCAGCUGCUGACUGCUUAAGUGAAACACGAGCUCCAAACAACUUUCAAUUCAUCUUCUCCACCCCUGCACCACUUAUGCAAUAAGAAGCUACUAUUUUUAUGUCUCGUGUUGCAUGUUUUCAUAGAGAAAAAGGUGCUAUACACACACACACAACCUGAAGAAGUCUGAAUGUUUACCAUGUUUAAUUUUAAGCUUCAAAGUUCAAAUUUAUUGUAAAAAAAAAAGCAAAUCAAUAGCACAGAUAUCACAAACAACAUAUUGUGUUUUCAUAACGAAUCAGGAAGGAAGACAGUAUGCUCGAUAUUUUGAUGCUCUCAAGAUAAGGGUGAAAUGCAAUCAUGAAUUUCAGCCCCUGAUAUUUUUAAAGCCUGGAAUACAUAAAUUAAA
Molecule: messenger RNA, 3431 nt
Organism: Perca fluviatilis (European perch)
Lineage: Eukaryota; Metazoa; Chordata; Actinopteri; Perciformes; Percidae
Product: probable flavin-containing monoamine oxidase A
Exons: 12
Coding region: 143-1744 (533 amino acids)
Molecular function (GO): oxidoreductase activity
Source: RefSeq, a predicted model, not a curated record